This is a messenger RNA of Coturnix japonica (Japanese quail), 4067 nucleotides long. RefSeq names its product calpain 9 (gene CAPN9). Gene Ontology annotation, biological process: proteolysis. Gene Ontology annotation, cellular component: cytoplasm. The record is from RefSeq and is a predicted model, not a curated record. NCBI's taxonomy places the organism in Eukaryota, Metazoa, Chordata, Aves, Galliformes, Phasianidae. Gene Ontology annotation, molecular function: calcium-dependent cysteine-type endopeptidase activity; calcium ion binding.
GUGGGCCCAUUGCCACUGAGCGGGCACAGCAGUCCUGCCCCAGGGAGGGUCUGGCACCACCUCCCCACUCCCACCCAAGCAGCUGGUGUGGUCAGGCCAGACGCUUUCCCUCCCUGUUUGCUUUCAGGGUGUUCAUCUCCCAUGCUGUUUGGAGCUGCUCCCGCUCAUUUCUCCACUUGUGCCCUGUUCUGCUAAACCUCAGCCCACUGCACUUCUCCCUAUUGGGAGCCAUGCCCUACCUUCUCCACGACUCAAAGCCGAGGCCGCCACCACUGCCAAAGGAGGCACGUGGCAUCCACAGCUCAGGGAAGAGCUACCAAGAGCUGAAGCAGGAGUGCCUGCGCAGCGGCUGCCUCUUUGAAGACCCUGACUUCCCUGCCAAUAAUGCCUCCCUCUUCUUCAGUGAAAAGCCACCGAUUCCCUUCCUCUGGAAGAGGCCUGGGGACAUUGUCAAAGAUCCCAAGUUUAUCCUCGGAGGAGCCACAAGAACUGACAUAUGCCAAGGGGAUCUUGGUGACUGCUGGCUAUUAGCUGCCAUAGCUUCUCUCACACUGAAUGAGAAAACACUAGCAAGAGUAGUGCCGCUGGAUCAAAACUUUGGGCCGGGUUAUGCUGGGAUUUUUCACUUCCAGUUUUGGCAGCACAAUGAGUGGCUGGAUGUUGUGAUUGAUGAUCGAUUGCCCACCUUCAAAGACCGGUUGGUAUUCGUGCAUUCAGCUGAACACAAUGAAUUUUGGAGUGCUUUGCUAGAGAAAGCCUAUGCCAAGCUGAAUGGCAGCUAUGAAGCUCUGAAAGGAGGCAGUACGAUAGAAGCCAUGGAGGAUUUCACUGGGGGAGUGGGAGAAAUGUAUGAGGUUAAAAAAGCUCCUGACAAUUUCUAUGAAAUCCUAGAAAAAGCUCUGAAAAGAUCGUCAAUGGUGGGCUGCUCUAUUGAUACCAGCAGUGCUGCCGAGUCAGAAGCCAGGACACCCUUUGGCCUCAUAAAGGGCCAUGCUUACUCUGUAACUGGCAUUGAUGAGCUGAGCUAUCAGGGCCGGAAAGUGCAGCUCAUAAGAAUAAGGAACCCCUGGGGACAAGUGGAGUGGAACGGGCCUUGGAGUGACAACUCUCUGGAGUGGCGUUUGGUCAGCCCAUCAGAGCAGAAGCGCUUGGCUCAGACAGCUCUGGAUGAUGGAGAAUUCUGGAUGAAGUUUGAAGACUUUAAAGUGCAUUUUGAUAAAGUUGAGAUCUGCAACUUGACUCCAGAUUCCCUGGAAGACAGCACUGCCCAAAAGUGGGAGGUGACCAUCCAUGAGGGGAGCUGGGUCCGGGGAUCCACUGCAGGAGGAUGCAGAAAUUUUCUAGACACUUUCUGGACAAAUCCACAAAUCAAGCUGCAUUUGACAGAGAAAGACGAUGGUCAAGAUGACUGCACGUUCAUAGCAGCACUGAUGCAAAAGGAUCGCCGUAAACUCAGGAAGCUGGGUGCUGAAAUGCUAAGCAUCGGCUACUCCAUUUAUGAGAGCCCUGGUGGAGUUGAACACUUGAGCAAAGAUUUCUUCAGGUACCACGCCUCCAAGGCUAGAAGCAAAACCUACAUCAAUUUAAGGGAAGUGUCUGACAGAUUCAAGCUGCCACCAGGUGACUACAUCCUUGUUCCAACCACAUUUGAGCCACACCAGGAGGCAGACUUCUGCCUGAGAAUCUUUUCAGAGAAGAAGGCCAUCACUGAGGAUCUGGAUGAAAACGUUGCCAUUGAUCUUCCUGAGCCUCCAAACCCAACCCCAAGUCCUCAAGAAACUGAGGAAGAAAAGCAGUUCCGGGCACUGUUUGAACAGAUCUCAGGAAAGGACAUGGAAGUAGCUGCAGAAGAACUUGAAUAUGUUCUAAAUGCAGUAUUACAAAACAGAAAGGACAUCAAAUUCAAGAAGUUAAGUCUCAUUUCAUGCCGAAACAUCAUUUCUCUUACAGAUACCAGUGGCAACGGGAAACUGGAAUUCAAUGAGUUCAAAGUUUUCUGGGAAAAACUGAAGAAAUGGAUAAAUAUCUUUCUUCGAUUUGACUCUGAUAAAUCUGGCUCCAUGUCCUCCUAUGAGCUUCGCAGUGCUCUCAAAGCUGCAGGAUACCAACUCAACAACUACUUGCUGCAGCUGAUUGUCCUGCGAUACUCUGAUGAGCAGUUCCAGAUUGAUUUUGAUGAUUUUCUAAACUGCCUAAUUCGCUUAGAGAACGCAAGUCGAGUAUUCCAAGCAUUGAGUGUGAAAAACAAGGAUUUCAUUAACCUGAACAUUGGCGAGUUCAUCAACCUGGCAAUGAAUAUCUGAGGAAGUCGAACUUGGAUGCCUUGAGUUUCUUGUGCCAUCACUGCCAUGACUUCUGCCCCAACAGCUGUGAUGCCCUUCUCAUGCAGACUUCACCAGGAGCUUUAUUGCGGAGGAAGGCUCACGCUGCUCAUCUUUCUGGUCUCCAGCCCUGUUGUGUUCAGGAGUUCAACAGUCAGAUCCCAUUUUGUUUUUAUUUUUGAUAAAACCUGUCGAUGGGUUUGUUACUGGGAGAGAUAUUUGGAUGGGGCACACACGCCUCUCAAGCAGACUGAAACUGAUGCCUCUGAGUAAACACGGUCUUUCAUGAAGUAGUAUUUAGUUUCAGCCCAGCUCAGACUGCAAUGAUUAAGCAUCUUUAUUACUGCUUGGCUACAGAUUGCUGUAAGAUGCUUUUAAAAAUAUAAGUUUGCAUAAAAUUUUGUUCAAUUUGGAAUUUAUUUCCAGGCCUGCUGUGAGGCUACAUAACAAGCCUCUUGUUGCAGCCACAUUAAUUUCAGUCUGCUAUUCCACGAAGGGAAUGGAUGGAUGAAAGUCCAUCCCUGAAUAUGUACUUAGGACAUAGAUCCCUGGUCCAGGCUUCCUUAGAAGGAUGUUUAUUUAAGCUAAGACCUGAUGUUCAUCAUUGAUUUAAUUUAGAGAAAAAUUUCUUGCAUCUCACUCCCCUCAGUUCCUCUUCUGUCUGGGCCAUAGCAAGACCCACAAGCCAGAGUCUGCACACAGUUGCACACAGCUUGGCUGCAUCUUCAGAGACACACAUGGCUCAGGAGACAGUGAGCUCUUGCUUGGGGACAUCUUCCCCCACCCACAGUCAGGGCUUUUAUCCCACAACAACCAGGCCUCCAGAAGAGCAAUUACAAUCAUAUUAUAUGAUCUAAAUGCUACCAGUGGUGAGGCUCUGAUCUCUGCAGCUAUUGCUAUUUUGCAUUUGUCUCUUGCAUUGCAUUAUUCAUGUGAUGUUGAUAGUCAGUGCUGACUUAAAAAAUAACAGUAAUAACAGCCAGGAACUUAAGAGGUCUUCAAUGGAUUUGUUUCUAUGAAUAUCUUCAUAACUUAUGUCUAUUUUAUAAUGAAUCAACUGUCUGGAUUUGUUUCUGAAAGCCUUUCUUGCAGCAAAACAGAUGGCCCCAGAAGAGCUUUGUAUUCUUUACUGUCCAGGAUCAGUGAGACAGCCAGGGCUCUACUUUCUCUAGAUUUAGACCUACUGAGCAAUUCUGGAAUGAGAAUCAAGCUGCAAUAAAUAUGAAGCUCAAACUACCAGAAGAAGAAAUAAUGAGGAUCAUGAUGGUUAAAAUACCCAUUUCUUUUCCCAAAAAUAGCAAUCUGGUAACUGUAUAGAAAAUGCUCUGGAGCUAACUGAAAGCUGAGAGAAAGGUAGUGGUUGCAGUAUGCAGCCAACCAAGGUACUCAACCCUAUGGGAUGUAUUGAUUUUCAGAUGUUCUGGUUGCAUGUGCUUUCCACAGCACUGGAGGCAGCAGUCUAAAUUUGUGAAAGUUUGCACUGGAAUCUAGACUGUCCUAUAAAUAUUUAGCCACAUUCUUGAAACUCAAUUAAUGAAUUCUUAGCUGGUUCACUGUGUGAGCUUGGAUGUUGAUACAAAUUUAUUGUAAUACAUUUUCAUUCUGAAGCAAUAUUCACAAGCUAAGCAGAAGACACUUCUCCAUCUCUGGCUCCUCCACUGUAGCUUUCUGUUUCUCUACACAGAGCUGGGGGUGUCUUGGAGAGAUCAGGUUUAAUAAAAGAAAGUGAUAAAUACUGAAGUUAGA